Molecule: messenger RNA, 2757 nt
Organism: Amborella trichopoda
Lineage: Eukaryota; Viridiplantae; Streptophyta; Magnoliopsida; Amborellales; Amborellaceae
Product: long chain acyl-CoA synthetase 6, peroxisomal
Biological process (GO): fatty acid metabolic process
Cellular component (GO): endoplasmic reticulum; membrane
Molecular function (GO): long-chain fatty acid-CoA ligase activity
Source: RefSeq, a predicted model, not a curated record
UUUAGGAAGAGAGAGGAGAGAGAGAGGAGAGAGACGUGCAGAAUUUAGAGAGAGAGGAGAGAGAGCUCUAUCUUUAGCAGAAAUUUAACGGUGCUGGUGUAAGCCUGAUGCUUGCGUUUGUUGGAGAGCGUGCCUUCUUGCUUGUAGUUGGUUCUCUUGCUAGAGGCUGAAGAGGAAAGAUCGUCUUCAUUCUGAUCGACAUCUUCCUAGAGAGAGAAGUGGAAUGGAUUCCACCGCACUGAGACGUCUGGAGGCAAUCCGUGGGCAUCUGCAUUCUCAUGUCUCCGAUCCACAAACGCUUCUCACGACCAACCAAACUGACGGAGAAUUUGUUUCCGGUGAGCUCUCUCUCUUCUGGGCAGGGCUAUAGUGUGGUUCUUCCUGAAAAACUGCAAACAGGAAAGUGGAAUGUCUACAGAUCAGCACGAUCCCCAUUGAAACUUGUGGGAAGAUUUCCAGAUCAUCCUGAUAUUGGAACUUUGCAUGAUAAUUUUAUGCAUGCGACCAAAAGUUUUCAGGAUUUCAAAUAUCUGGGUUCAAGAAUACGUGUCGAUGGAACAGUUGGCGAUUACAAAUGGAUGACGUAUGGAGAAGCAGAAACUGCACGCACAGCUGUAGGGUCUGGGUUGAGACAUCAUGAGAUAUUAAAGGGAGCACGUAUUGGACUGUACUUUAUCAACAGGCCCGAGUGGAUUAUUGUCGAUCAUGCUUGCUCCGCAUAUUCUUUCGUCUCUGUUCCUUUAUAUGAUACUCUUGGUCCAGAUGCUGUUAACUAUAUUGUUAACCAUGCUGGUGUAGAAGCUAUCUUUUGCCUGCCCCAAACGUUGAAUAUUUUAAUGAGCUUCUUGUCAGAGAUUCCUUCUGUUCGUCUUAUCGUGGUGGUUGGAGGAGUAGAUGAAAACAUUCCUUCACUCCCUUCAACAACAGGGGUUCAGAUCAUCUCAUACUUAAAAUUAGUCCAACAGGGUGGCUGUAAUAUUCAGCCCUUUGAGCCUCCAAAACCUGAAGAUGUUGCAACCAUCUGCUACACAAGUGGUACGACGGGUACACCAAAGGGAGCUGUAUUAACUCAUGGAAACUUGAUCGCAAAUGUUGCCGGUUCAGCUCUUGCUGUUAGAUUUUCUCCCUCAGAUGUUCACAUUUCUUAUCUUCCGCUUGCUCACAUUUAUGAAAGGUGCAACCAGAUUAUGAUGGUGUACUAUGGAGUUGCUGUUGGCUUCUACCAAGGGGAUAAUUUAAAAUUGAUGGAUGACAUGGCUGCAUUGAGACCAACACUUUUUUGCAGUGUGCCCAGACUUUAUAAUAGAAUUUAUGCUGGAAUUUUGAAUGCCGUGAGGACAUCUGGGGGCCUGCGGGAGAGGCUUUUUAAUGCUGCCUUCAAUGCUAAGAAACAGGCAAUAAUGAAUGGGAAGAACCCAUCACCCAUGUGGGAUAAAUUGGUUUUUAAUAAAAUUAAGGAAAAACUUGGAGGCCGUGUCUGGUUCAUGGGUUCAGGUGCCUCACCUUUGUCUGCUGAUGUCAUGGAUUUCUUGAGAGUGUGCUUCGGGGGUCGAAUAACUGAAGGUUACGGAAUGACUGAGACUUCAUGUGUUAUUAGUUCAAUGGAUGAUGGUGACUGUUUAUCUGGUCAUGUUGGGUCUCCCAAUCCUGCCUGUGAAGUGAAACUUGUGGAUGUUCCUGAAAUGAACUAUACAUCUGAUGAUAAACCUUAUCCUCGGGGGGAAGUCUGUGUCAGGGGUCCCAUUGUCUUCCGAGGUUACUACAAAGAUGAAGCGCAAACGAAGGAGGUCAUCGACAAGGAAGGUUGGCUGCACACUGGAGAUAUAGGGUCAUGGAUAGAUGGUGGGCGUCUAAAGAUUAUAGAUAGGAAGAAGAAUAUUUUUAAAUUGGCACAAGGAGAGUACAUUGCUCCCGAAAAGAUUGAGAAUGUCUAUGCUAAGUGCAAGUUUGUUGGCCAGUGUUUUGUUUAUGGUGAUAGCCUUAACUCCAGUUUGGUGGCAGUAGUGGCAGUGGAGCUUGAUGUUCUUAAGGCUUGGGCUGCUUCUGCAGGAAUCAAGUAUGAAGAUGUGAGACAAUUAUGCCGUGAUCCCGGAGCAAGGGCAGCUGUGUUAGCUGACAUGGAUGCCACUGGAAGAGAAGCUCAGUUGAGAGGCUUUGAGUUUGUGAAAGCGGUUACCUUGGUGCCUGAACCAUUCACUUUUGAGAAUGGGCUCCUAACCCCAACACUUAAGGUUAAGAGGCCACAAGCUAAGGCUUAUUUUGCGAAGGUCAUAUCCGACAUGUAUGCUGAGCUUUCCAAGGUGGAGUCAUCACCUCAAAAAGCUUCCCUUUAAUGAACGAGAGGGGCCUGGUAUUCUUACAAAAUUAUGGAUAUAUAAAUUGGUCCAUUUCACGUAAUGCAAAAAAAAGCCUUUUUGAAUCCUUUUAUUAGUAUAUGAUCAAGAGAGAAGGAAAAAAGAAAGAAAGCGAGUCUUUCCAAACUAGGAAGAGGAGAUGAAAGCGAGUAUCCUUCAAAUUAUUUCCCUCCACCCAUCUGUACAAGGACGGGUUACUUUUCUAGGUUUCCUUGGCAUAAAGGGUUUAAACGCCCUAAUUAUUUCAGGAAUGUAAAGGCCGUCUUGGCUUAAAAUCAAAUAAAGGUGGCCUUUUCAAUAUGUAGGUUGUCCUAUAAAUUUAUAGACUUAUUUGGACUUAUCUAGCAAUAGCGCUACGACAAUAUGUUACUGUUGCUUUUACUUUAUUCUAAUGGAUUUCAUA